This is a messenger RNA of Cercopithifilaria johnstoni, 960 nucleotides long. Lineage: Eukaryota; Metazoa; Nematoda; Chromadorea; Rhabditida; Onchocercidae. The record is from the annotation of a GenBank genome assembly.
AUGGAUGAAGUCGGUAAGUAUGAUACUAUCCUCCUCAGCUUGGCUCAACAAAUGGAAGGUGGCGUGCCGCAACUUUUGGAUGUAUUAUUCGGUUUCCUCUCGCGGAAGACGGAUUUUUACACUGGUGCUGAUAUCACAAAAGCUAAAGAAAUGGUCUUGAAGGCAUUUGAUAAACAUAGUGAAUCGGCGAAACUGGUUGCCGAAGAAGCCAAAAAGCGACGUGCUGAGGAGCAAAAGCGUUUGAAUGAACGGCGAGCAGCACAGAAAGCAAAGGAGGAAGCCGAGAUGAAUGAGCCACGGAUUCGUGAAAUUACUGAUGAAGAAGCUGCGGAACUUGAGAAGAUGAAGAAUGGUAGCGUGAAAACUUCAACCCCGGAAGAGAAUGGUAAAAAUAAAGAUGGUGAAGAAGAGGAGGAAGAUCCGGAAGAUAAAGGAAAGUUGAAACCAAACGCUGGUAAUGGUUGUGAUUUGGAGAAAUAUCAGUGGAUCCAAACAUUAAGUGAAGUUGAGGUUCGUAUUCCGCUAAAAGUUGGUUUUCUGUUGAAAGCAAAGGAUGUUGUUGUAGAAUUCGGUAAAGAAAAGCUAAAAGUUGGUCUGAAAGGCCAUGAACCGAUAAUCAAUGGCUCUCUACGUGCUGCUAUAAAGGUUGAAAGCGCAACAUGGGUUCUAGAAGACCGGAAGACUAUUGUGCUUACUUUAGAAAAGGUGAAUGGUAUGGAAUGGUGGAAUCGAUUGAUGACAACGGAUCCGGAAAUAAAUACCAAAAAGGUGCAACCUGAAAAUUCGAAGCUUUCUGAUUUGGAUGGUGAAACAAGACAAAUGGUUGAAAAGAUGAUGUAUGACCAAAGACAGAAAGAGUUGGGAUUACCAACAUCGGAAGAGAAGAAAAAGCGAGAUUUGUUGAAAACGUUUAUGGAACAACAUCCAGAGAUGGACUUUUCGCAAGCGAAGUUUUCGUAA